GUAACGGUACAGGGAUCGGAGUGAUCGCUUUGAGAUUGUUUUCAGUCACAUGAUUGGAUUGGCAUAUCGAUGCGCUCGUACGCGGCUGGCGCACCGUAUGCCGCGUUGCUGGCGUUGCCGUGUGUAGUUGCGGCAGUUACGGAACGUGUGCGCGCUGCCGCUCUUUGCCUCCGCUGAACUCCAAAGCGUGCACAAGUCGUUUUCGCGCUGUUGCAGCUGUUGCAAGCGCUUCUGCAUACCAUACGCUAGUGAACGCAGUGGCGAGGAUCCCGGGGACUUCAUGUGUUGGUGUAGGUGCAGCACUUGCUGUCGGUGCCCGGAGGGCCUGACAUGUAUGCUGGUCCUAGCCAUAUUCGCUUCCGUCCUAGGGAUGUUUCAGUUCGGCUAUAAUCUAGGUGUAAUCAAUGCUCCACAAAAGGUUUUAGAAGAGUUUAUUUCAACUGUGUAUAGUGAGCGGACAGGAAUGCCAAUACCCAAGAAUUUCAAAGACUGGUUGUGGGCAAUCACUGUUGCUAUAUUUGCCAUUGGAGGCAUGGUUGGAGGCAUUUCUGGAGGUAUGAUGGCAAAUCGUUUUGGGAGGAAAGGGGGUCUGCUCAUCAACAAUAUUAUGGGCAUUCUUGGAGGCUCGUUGAUGGGUUUCAGCAAUGCCUCUAGAAGCAUAGAGUUGCUCAUUUUUGGUCGCCUUAUCAUUGGAAUCAAUUGUGGUCUCAACACUGCACUAGUGCCAAUGUACCUGCUAGAGAUAUCGCCUGUGCCACUCAGGGGAGGCCUAGGCACUGUCAGUCAAGUAGGAGUCACAGUGGGGAUGCUGCUUUCUCAGAUCUUAGGUAUUGAAGUCAUCUUAGGCACAGAAGAAGGAUGGCCAUACCUGCUCGCAAUUGCAGUCAUUCCAGCUGUGUUGCAGUUAGUGCUGCUGCCUUUCUGCCCAGAAAGUCCACGAUAUUUGCUCAUUUCAAAACAGCAAGAGUCUUUAGCUCGAGAAGCUCUACAAAAGCUGAGAUGCUCAAAUAUGGUUGAAGAUGACAUUGAGGAGAUGAAAACGGAGGAGCAAGCUCAACAGCAGGAAGCUAAAGUAACUAUGAUGCAAGUGAUCACGACUCGGUCACUCCAGCUACCAUUGCUGAUUGGAGUGUUGAUGCAUCUCUCACAGCAACUCUCUGGCAUUAUAGCUGUGUUCUACUACUCUGUGCGACUGUUUGAGGCUGCUAACCUGCCACCGAGCACUGCCAAGUUUGCCACCAUAGGAGUUGGUGUGGUCAUGGUAGUCAUGACACUAGUCUCCAUUCCACUGAUGGACCGAGCGGGACGACGUACACUGCACUUGUACGGCCUGGGGGGCAUGUUCAUCUUCAGCAUCUUCAUCACUAUCUCCCUGCUGGUCAAGUUCUUGUACCAUUGGAUCACUUACAUGAGUGUAGUGAGCACUUUGUGCUUUGUAGUCUUUUUUGCAAUUGGUCCAGGAACUAUUCCUUGGAUGCUCAUGGCCGAGCUAUUCUCCCAGGGGCCUCGGCCAGCUGCCAUGAGCAUAGGUGUCCUCAUUAACUGGUCAGCCAACUUCAUUGUGAGCCUCAUUUUCCCCCCAAUGCAGGUGGCUCUUGGAAACUACACUUUCCUGCCAUUUACUGUGCUGCUGGGCUUCUUCUGGACAUUCACGUACAAAAAAGUUCCAGAGACGAAGAACAGAACUUUUGAGGAAAUCUCUGCCCUCUUCAGGAGGGAUGAUGUAGUCAGCAUCAAUGGGAUGGGCACACGACGCAACUCUCUGGCACCUGGCCAGGAUGCUGUGUAUGAAGAAAAGCCAGAGACAUCUGCUUUUGUGUUUUUAUUCACAGACGGAACAUUCAGCACAUGAUUUGCUGGCAGCACUGGUGUUGAAGUUCACUUAUGUUCCAGAAACAAGGGCCUUUGGAAAGCAGAGUUAUGACAUCUUUUCAUACAGCAUGUACUAGUUGAUGCAUGCAUAGUUUAUGCAUAGGAAAACUGCUCGAAGAAACAAAUGAGCCUUGAGAAUGUUAUGCUACUGUGAGCUGUAAAUCAUCUACAAAUGCAUAUGCACAUAGGCCAUCAUUGAGGCAGUUUUUUUUUUUUUUUACAUUGGAGCGUUCUUAGUUCUUCACAUGGUGUGAUUUUAUUUCGUACCAUUUCUUUACACUAUUAAAUAUUGAAAGGAGCAACACUUCAAAUCACUUUAGCUUCCUUAUUGAUCGAAAUACUAUCAGUUUUAAGGGUAACUGCCAGUAAUUAGAAACAAACAAAAAGAAAAGGAAUAGCUGUGGUAGUGUAGCCUACUUAAUUUUGCAGUGGCCAGCUUUGCAUUUACUGCGUUGCAUAUUUCUAAGAAAAUGUGGCUCCAUUGCAUAUCAUGAUUGUGUGAUGAUUUCAUAUAUCCUAUCAUCCCAUCGAAUAUUUCCAUGCCGACUUAAAAGUUGUAUGUACGAAGAAAUUAUAUGAGCCCUAUGUUCAAUCUGGCUUUUAUUGUUUGGUUUGUAUGUGUGCAAUUCUCAUCAUUUGUGAGGAAGAAAACUGAUUUAAAACAAGAUGUGCGAUUGAUUUUGUUAAUUGAAAAUUAAAAACUGAUUAAAAUCAGUAGUGUGGGCUGCAGAUUUCCUUGAAAAAUUGAAUCAAUAAAGCAAGCAUGCUAUAAUGAAUUAAUGCUUUAAAGGGAUUAUUUGUCACACGAAACUGCACUGUCUGUAUCACUGGAUGUAAAUUGAGAAUAAAAAUGCUGCAUAUUAUGGUAUAAUAA
Molecule: messenger RNA, 2746 nt
Organism: Rhipicephalus sanguineus (brown dog tick)
Lineage: Eukaryota; Metazoa; Arthropoda; Arachnida; Ixodida; Ixodidae
Gene: Glut1
Product: glucose transporter type 1
Exons: 15
Coding region: 281-1852 (523 amino acids)
Biological process (GO): monosaccharide transmembrane transport
Cellular component (GO): membrane
Molecular function (GO): hexose transmembrane transporter activity
Source: RefSeq, a predicted model, not a curated record